UCGCCAAGCAGGAGGCACCCGGUUUAACACUGAGGACGCACUAAAAAAAGGUUUGUCACUGCGGAUCUCCCCUCUCCGAUCUCUCUUCGUCGCCGGCCAGUCUGCCAGAUAGUAGUAAGCUAAAGAGAUGAUGCAGUGAGAACCACAUCGACACCCGGUACCUGUUCGACUGAAUGUCUCGCCGGAGCAAGACCGCGAAAGUGUCCACGGGAAGCUUCGAAGACCGGCUCAGCGCCCUCCCGGACGACUUGCUGCAUCACACGCUCGGUUUCAUCGAAGCGGGGGAUGCGGUGCGGACGUGCGUGCUCUCCCGGCGCUGGCGACACCUCUGGAGGCCAAUCCCUUGCCUCCGCAUCACCGACAUCGAGGCGUUCCGUAGCGUCGAGAAGCUCAUCAGGUUCGUGGAUCAGCUGCUCCUGCUCCGUGACGCAGGCUCCGUCCUCGACGAGUGUGAGCUCGACCUUCGUGGGCUUCUGCGGCUGGACAAUGGGCUCGUCGACCUCUGGAUGCGACGAGUUUUGGCAUGCAAUGCCACGGUGCUCCGAGUCCAUCUCUACGCUAAUCUGCCAGCCUCUCAGGAAGAACCGCUCGUCAUAUUGGACGACCAGCCUUUCCUCUCCGAACACCUGGUGCGAUUAGAGCUCAGUGGCGUCUAUCUGGAAGAAAGACUGUUUGAUUUCUCGAGCUGCCCUGCGUUGGAGGAUCUGAAGAUCGCUGAUUGUGUCCUCCAUACUGAUAAGAUAUUCUCCCGAUCCUCGAAACAUAUUAGCAUCAGGGGUUGUCAGUUUGUCUGGGAUAUGUACCCAACUCAGCUUUCUGCUCCAAAUCUUGUUUCACUGCAACUACAUGACUGUACCAUGAUUCCAAUUCUUGAAAGCAUGCCAGCAUUAGAAACCGCAUCAUUCAAUCUUGGCCACGUAUAUGAGGAAUACUGUGAUAUCUGUGAUAAUGGCCUUGAACUUGAAAAAUGUGGGUGUGGGAUGAUCGUGACUUACUGGGAUGAUGAUAAUGACCGUAAACGUGAUUUCUCUGUGUUUCUUGGAGGUCUGUCCAGCGCUACAUGUCUGGAAUUGAUAGCUUCCCCUAAAAUGGUUACAUUCAGAAGGGAUCUGCGGUGCUGCCCUACAUUUAAUAAGCUAAGAUCUUUGUUACUCAAGGACUGGUGUUUGGUCGCUGACUACCAAAUACUACUGUACUUUCUCCAUCACACACCAGUUCUAGAGAAACUCACUCUUCAACUUUCUAAGGAACCCAAAUCAGGCAUAGAAUUGGAAGGCAGCAGCUCAAUGGAGCAGUCACUUACACUGAUGCAACUUAAGAUAGUCGAAGUUAAAUGUCAUAUUAUUGAUGAGCGGGUUCAUAAUAUUUCAAAGAUCUUGAGUUCCUGCAGCAUCUCCCUUGCGAAGAUUAUUAUCCAAAAGCUUUAAUUAGUACGCACAGCUUCAGUGUAUCCUGCUGUGUACUUAAAUGAAAGCAAGCGAUGAAAAACUAUCAUAACAACUUUUUGAUUAGUAUCCGUGUUGCUUCUUUUGCCUACGAAUCUGAACUAGCUCUGGUGGUGCAUUAUGUUUUUGCGAUGGUUGGAUCAUUUUGUUGAUCUCUACUGCUCUGCUCCUGUUCUUGAAUUUUGUAUGAGUAGUCUGCAAGAAUCAAAAUACAGGCCUUGUCUGAA
This is a messenger RNA of Lolium perenne, 1672 nucleotides long. Its product is annotated as F-box/FBD/LRR-repeat protein At5g22660. NCBI's taxonomy places the organism in Eukaryota, Viridiplantae, Streptophyta, Magnoliopsida, Poales, Poaceae. The record is from RefSeq and is a predicted model, not a curated record. Gene Ontology annotation, molecular function: protein binding.